CAUUGUGCGAUACCCUGGUAUAACGUUGUUCGCAGUGAAAUAUUUCUUAGUUGUGUGCUCGUAGACUUAUUCCUAUGACAGUUCUAAAACGAUUAAGCUAAUGGCUUGAAGUAGAAAUCUAGACUGUAGUGAAUCACUUUUACAUGACCUUGCGUGGAUGAGAUUAUGUAAUAGUAUAAUUAUCAAUUUAGCUGAAUGUUACUCGUCGCAAACUUUUUGCUUCUAGAACUAUGACUUUACAUCGAUUGCUGUCAUAGUGACUAACGAAUGGGAAGACAACUCUACGAGCAAGAUUUUUAAUUAGCAACUAAAGAUACAUGGAAGCUCUUACCAGAAGUCCAAACAUGUGAACUCUACAAUAAAUCCUUUUCUUCUAAGAGAAACAGUAGAAGGUCCUCCAGAAAAUGAAAGAAUUUAAAUUAGAAUCACCUCCGGAAGCUGAGCGAAUUUUCUCAAGCAGUAUCACAUGUUAAUAGAAAAAGAAACCGUAGCAGAGAGGUUCACUUUCCUAUCGUUGGAGAGCAACUGGAAAAGCUUUUCUUCGCCUUCAUCAAACACGUGUGGUGUAUUUGACGACGAUAAGCAGAAAUCCUGGAUGUACUCAAUGUGAAAAUGGUAAUGACACGCAUACAUGUCAAAGGAGAUGUAAGAAUAGUAUCGUACACUAGAGUAGCCCAUCAGAGCCGAUUGCCAGGUAUUACCGGGGAGAUGAAAUGAGGCUCCGUCUAAAUCAUAGAAGUCACCUUGUAAAAUUUUUUCUCAAUGAAGAAUCGGAUCGUCGUGAAACUCGCUUUGUUAGAAGAACGUUUCGACAAGUGGUCUUUCAAAACAACCCUAAUAUGCGCUACAAUACUUGGGAUGAAAUUACUGAUCUGCGAAGCACCGCACUGGAUGUAUUCAAAGUCCUGGAUCGAGAACUAUCGAUUGACGAUACAGUUAGGUUUACCCUGGCAACCUUUCCCUGCAGAGUACACGAUGAAGACGCACAAAAUUGGAAUUGUAGAGAGAUCUCCGGAAUUUAGUGAAAAAAUGUUAUACAAUUAUAAAAAAUCGUUUGCACAUUUAUCGAAUUAUGAGAAAACUGUCAUCGAUGGAGAAGGCUACGAGUAUAGUGGAAAAGCAAUGUCAGACAUGAUCACUAUUUUAAAACACAAUAUGCCAAAUGUUCUUCCAAGCGUCCGAAUUGAUUUUGUCCUGUUGGACAAAAUUCCAAACAAUGGCACCAGCUUCAUCGGGCUACUGAAUAACCCCAAAACCGAUCGGUAUAUCAGCUUUUAUAGUGCUUUAAAAAAUUAUAAACAAGAUCCAGUAGCAUUUAAAUUUGUUCUCUGUGGAAAUUAUGAGAGAAAAGACAUGUUAUCCAAGGGUUACAUGGAAGUAUUGCUCGGAGAAGACCCAAAACUUAAAGAAUCCAACAACACGUUUAAAGCAUUGGUUAACGAUCCAUACUUUUAUGACAUAAUUUUAGAGUCGAUUUUGUUAGAUGGAAAAGCUAUUACUAAAUCCUGCAGAGAAUUGAAUAUCAAAGGAGUCAGAUUAGAAAAUACAGUGCCUGGAAUUUAUCUACCCAUUAGAAUUUAUUCAAACGUCAUAGACAUUCUCCAUGAGUUUGCAGAAAGACACAAUCUGCUACCUGAAUUGAGAAUCUGGGAGACGGACAGAGAGAAGUGCUUUGAAAAUCCUAUAAACUGGGAUAUCGUACCAAACAUGACACUAACCUUGUUUUCUGCAGAAAGAAACGUAUUUUCAAUUUCAUAUUCAGGGAACAGCCUUAUCCAGCGGUACUAUACAACUACCAAUUACAAUACGUUUUGCUAUAUCUUUGCUAUUUGCAAUCACAGCGACGAAAGGAUAAUAUUGGGAAGAGCAGCAUUCGAAGGUUUGAAAGUAGUUUUAAAUCGAUCGGGAAAUAGUGUUUCGUUAUCAGAACAGAACUCUUGUGGUCCGAAAGUUAGAUUGAAUAAUCUAAGUGGAUCAGUAAAAAUGUCACUCUGCCUCACGGAUGAAGGAGUAACCAAUAAUUCUUGGAUUUGGUUGCUGACUGGAAUAGCUGGAGUAGGAUUGCUUUCUUAUAUACGAGGAUGGCCAAAAUCCCCUAAUCAACAAUGGAGUAAACAACCGAUAGUUAGAAUAUUUUUACCACAAAGUAGAAACAAGGAGAAGCAGAAACAGGAGGGAAAUGUUAAAGAAAAUAAUAUGAGGCUCCAAGACCAAACAAAGAAACAGAUAAUUUGCUACAAAGAAACCUAAUCCUGACUAAAUUUACUAGCUCUAAGCUGAACGUAAUUAUUAUUACUCUUCUGCUAUAUACUUGUACUUCCGUGUCGUAGG
This is a messenger RNA of Orussus abietinus, 2331 nucleotides long. RefSeq lists its product as uncharacterized. The coding region runs from base 763 to 2250 and encodes 495 amino acids. The transcript has 9 exons. NCBI's taxonomy places the organism in Eukaryota, Metazoa, Arthropoda, Insecta, Hymenoptera, Orussidae. The record is from RefSeq and is a predicted model, not a curated record.